Messenger RNA from Didymella exigua CBS 183.55, 1150 nucleotides. RefSeq names its product NAD(P)-binding protein. The transcript is spliced from 2 exons. The coding region runs from base 71 to 1015 and encodes 314 amino acids. The record is from RefSeq and is a predicted model, not a curated record. NCBI's taxonomy places the organism in Eukaryota, Fungi, Ascomycota, Dothideomycetes, Pleosporales, Didymellaceae. Gene Ontology annotation, molecular function: oxidoreductase activity, acting on the CH-OH group of donors, NAD or NADP as acceptor.
CAACAAUUCAUAAUUUCACAUUCGCACGCCCACUGAACUUUUAGAGUCCGACUGUAAUAUCUCGUCCACGAUGCCUACAGCAAUGCCGAAAGUCCAACCAGCAGCGUUCAGUAAAGAGCUGUCCGAGCCUCUCCCCGAACCGCCAACUUUUGAAGGAAAGCCAGGCGUCCGCAGCAUAGCCGGCGACCUGGGAAAUGAGCGCGUAAAAGGCAAGGUCAUCAUCGUUACGGGCGCCAAUUCCCUCAUCGGCAUCGGCCGCGCCAGCGCCCACCAGUUCGCGCGCCACGGCGCCCGCGCUCUUUACCUCUGCGACUUCGAUCCGUCGAACCUCGACCUACACAAGCGCGAGCUGGCCUCGCUGUACCCGAGGACCGAGGUGCACGUACGCCAAUUUGACGCCGCGGACGAGCAGGCCGUGAAAGCCGUUGUCGCCCAUGCGCUGGACACGUACGGGCGUCUAGAUGUGUUCUUCGCGAAUGCGGGGAUCAGCAGCGGCAAGGUGUUCUGGGAGGAGGAUUCCGAAGGGUUCAUGAAGGUCAUGCGGACCAAUGCGCUGUCGGUGUUUCUUGCAGCCAAGUAUGGCAGUCUGGCCAUGCGCAAGACGAGCGCGGAGAAACCGUAUCCGGGGGGCAGCAUCAUUGGGACUGCGAGCGUGGCUGGAUUGAAGAGUAAUGCGGGGCCGACGGAUUACUCGGCUAGUAAGGCCGCGGUGAUCAGUCUGAUGCAGACGUGUGCGUAUCAGCUUGUUGGCAGCGGCAUCAGGUGCAACGCCGUCUGUCCGGGGCUGAUCGAGACGGGCAUGACCAAGAUCACCUAUGAUGCGGCGAGAUCGCGGGGGAGCGAGAAGAAGAUUGGGCAGCUGAAUCCUUUGAGGAGGGGCGGGCAGCCGGACGAGAUUGCGAGGGCGGUGUUAUUUCUGGCGAGUGAUGAGAGCAGCUACGUGAACGCACAGGCGUGGGCUGUGGAUGGUGGAUUGAGUGGUGGAAUGCCUUUUGUUCCAGGAAAGCUGGCUUAGCUUUCGUUUGAUCUUUUAUGACAUGUAAAAAAGGGGGGUCGAGGUCCGUUGCAAAACGUACACCCAGUGGUACAACUUUGGUCUUUGCGUUACUCUGCCACCGGCUUCCCGCUCUUUCGCUUCAAUCUGAUGCUU